AUGGCUCCACGAACCGUGUCUCUCGUCUCGACGUUGGGACUCCUCUCAUGUCUUCUAUCUCCAGUUGUAGCCCAGACAUUUUCAUACUGCAACCCGUUGAAGCAGGACGAUUGCCCUGCCGCGCCAGCUCUGGGGCAGAACUUCACCACCAACUUCACUAACCAACUUAGCGAAAAGGUCUGGAACACCACCAACGGGAUCGUCGAUAUCACAGAGCAUGGAGCGAACUUCACAAUCAACCAGCGACUCGACUCGCCCACCCUCCAAUCCUACUUCUAUAUCUUCUUCGGCACUGUCGAGGUUCACAUGAAGGCCGCAACCGGACGAGGUGUGGUUAGCAGUAUAGUCAUCCAGUCAGAGGUUCUGGAUGAAAUCGAUUGGGAAUGGGUCGGUUCGGACACGAACAAGGUCCAGACCAACUAUUUCGGCAAGGGAAAUACCACCUCCUAUGACCGCGGCAAGACCUUUGACGUUCCGGGAGCUAUGGAUGCAUUCCAUAACUAUACCGUCAACUGGACGCCAGAAAAGAUCGAAUGGUAUAUUGAUACCAAGUUGGUCCGAACCCUGAUGUACGAGGAAGCCCUCGGUGGAAAGAACUUUCCCCAAACCCCUUCGACCGUUCGCUUAGGUAUCUGGCCUGGUGGAGAUCCCCUGAACAAGCCGGGUGUUAUUGAAUGGGCUGGUGGUGAAAUCGACUACUCCCAUUCACCAUAUACGAUGAGCGUCCAGCAGUUGAAGGUCGUCGACGCCCACAGUGGAAAAGAGUACCAAUACUCCGACAAGUCUGGCGACUGGCAAAGUAUCAAAGUUGUAGGCGGUGUAUCUGAUAUCGCGAACGAAAUCAACAAACCCCCCGCGAAGUCCCUCGCUCAGAGAUGGCGAGAACUCCCCUCCGCAGCCAAGAUUGCUAUAUUCGCUUCCAUUGGCGGAGCUGUUCUUCUGGGUAUGGGCGUCAUAGCCUUCUGCUGUGUCAAGCAACGACGAGUUGGACGACGCGAGUUCUCCAUGGAGAACAGCAAGUUUGUCGAAGACCAGAACAACGUCAUGGCCAUGAGGACUCAAUGGAGCCACAAAUAUAAACCAGUCGGUGCUUGA
This is a messenger RNA of Arthroderma uncinatum, 1095 nucleotides long. RefSeq names its product extracellular cell wall glucanase Crf1/allergen Asp F9. Gene Ontology annotation, biological process: carbohydrate metabolic process; fungal-type cell wall organization. Bases 1 to 1095 code for a protein of 364 amino acids. Gene Ontology annotation, cellular component: fungal-type cell wall. NCBI's taxonomy places the organism in Eukaryota, Fungi, Ascomycota, Eurotiomycetes, Onygenales, Arthrodermataceae. The transcript has 2 exons. Gene Ontology annotation, molecular function: glycosyltransferase activity; hydrolase activity, hydrolyzing O-glycosyl compounds. The record is from RefSeq and is a predicted model, not a curated record.